This is a messenger RNA of Nasonia vitripennis (jewel wasp), 3913 nucleotides long. RefSeq names its product nucleoredoxin. The transcript is spliced from 7 exons. Lineage: Eukaryota; Metazoa; Arthropoda; Insecta; Hymenoptera; Pteromalidae. Bases 886 to 2373 code for a protein of 495 amino acids. The record is from RefSeq and is a predicted model, not a curated record.
UCCGUAUUUCAAUUUGAUUUUACGAAAUGUACGGAUAAAAAUAUUUCUUCUUUCUCUGCUGUGCUUGUAUACAUUCAAAGACACGCAAUUGCUAUCUUUUUCUCGCUUGGACCGCAUCCAAAUAUAAAAUAUUGGGAUAUACACCAGUAGAAGCAUUUUAAAUCACCGAUAAUUUAAAACUCUCAGUGUUCUCUAUCUAUUACAUCGACAUGCUCUCGCUCGUUAAAAAAGUAUAAAAUUUCAACGAAGCUCGCCAUCCGGAAAUUCGGAGCGCAAUCCGCAAAAAAGUUGUCGAACGCGUAGCCCCAAGUCUGUAGCGCAAACAUGACGUAUGUCAAACGAAACACUCGCUGUAAACACACAAGUGCAUCACAGGCUCAUCGAAUGAAAAAGCCGCAACCGAGUAAACAUCCCUUUUUCGCUAAAUUGACGGCGCACCAAAGCAAAGCGGCGCGCAUGUACACGCAUUCGACGGGCCGCGCAAUAGCACCCGCAUAUCGCCCAUUUCCAUGCUAACGGAAUAUUUAUCGGCGCGCAAUUUCGAGCGGAAUAUUCGAGCCGCGUGUGCUGCAGGCAAAUGUAUACGGCUGUCGAAAGGGCUUGGCAGACGCUGGAGACCCAAGGAGCAGCUCGCCUACACCUCUCCGCAUGGCAGCAGUUCUGGCGGCCACUCAUCUCGUCUGUGCGUACGCUCGCACCCAGCCGACCUCCCAGCAGGGAGUAUACACGCGCACUCACACAGCCGCACAUGCUCGCAGCGAGUAAGAGCUCCGAACGCGCAGGAGAGAAAGAGCGAGACAGAAGCGCCGCCGCUCGUAGCCCUUCGACAACUCGGCUGGCACACAGUUCGCCGGUGGCGGCGUCAGUCGCGCGCGGAGCGUCGUCAUGGCCGCCUGCUCGGCCGGUGCCCUCAGCGAGAACAAUAAUCCGGCCAGCAACAAUUGCAACAAACUGCUGCAGAUGAGCGGCAGCGCGAGCGCGAACCAGGCCCAGAAGCCCUGGCAGCAGCGUCUGCUGGGCAAGCACCUGGUGCGCUGCGGCCCGGCGGUCAAGGACAAGCUGCCGACGAGCGAGGUAACCCAGAGCUGCGAAGUCCUCGGGCUGUACUUCAGCUUCGUCGACCCGGGGGCGAGCUGCGACGACUUCACCCGGCACCUCGUCGACCUCUACAACAGCGUCAACGGAGGCAGCAGCAAUGGGGCGAACGACGCCGCGGCCGCCGGCUGCAAGAAGAGGCUCGAGGUGAUCCACGUGCUGCUCUGGAGCAACGUCCAGGACGUGAUCGACCUCGACGAGAGCUUCAGGAAUCACGUGGCCGAGCUACCCUGGCUCGCCGUGCCCAGCGACGACUACGAGAGAAAGACGCGGCUGACGCGAAGGUACCGGAUAAAGGCCGGCGUGCCGACGCUGAUCCUCCUGGAAAGCGUCAACGGCACGGUGCUCACUCGCGGCGGCGUCGAGCGUGCCUUGGCCGACCCGACGGGACAAAGCUUCCCUUGGAAACCACCGCAUCCGAAGGCCACCCUCGAGGACGGACCUCUGCUGCCGUGUGGUGGCCGCGACAGCAACGAGCCGAUGCUGCACGAGGAGCUGCGCCACUGCUACAAGGGCGUCUACUUCAGCGCGCACUGGUGUCCACCGUGCAAGGCCUUCACGCCCCAGCUGAUCGAUACGUACCAGCGGAUCCGCGAGAGGGGCCACGACUUCGAAGUCAUAUUCGUCAGCUCGGAUAGGAGCGAGGAGUCCUACAAAACGUACACGGACACGAUGCCCUGGCUGAGGAUACCCUUCGCCCAGGAGGAGAGGCGGCAGAAGCUCGCGAGAGCACUCGACGUCCAGGCGAUCCCCACUCUGGUCAUCCUCGACCCCCGCGACAACAUAAUCACGCUCGAGGGUCGCACCGAAGUCCUCGAAGAUCCGGAGGGUCUAAACUUCCCGUGGACGAGCCGGCUGGUGAACAUCCUGACGGAGAAGUACGCGACGUCUCUGCACGACGCCCCGGCCAUUAUUCUCUUUGUCGAGGGCGAAGACUGCGAGAUCCAAUUCGGCGAGAGCGUCCUUCUGCCCGCGGCUGAGAUGUACAGAAGGGACCGACCCGACUACGACCCCAACUACGACGAUCCCGACGACACGCUGCAGUUUUACAUCGCGCUGGACUGCGAGACCUCGGACAUACUGCGCGAAUUCGUGGGCCUGGACGACGCCGUGCCGCUGUUGACUGCGAUCGACAUACCCCGAGGGGUGUACGCGGUCAUGGAGGACGGCGCCGAGAUAACCGUCGAUUCGGUUCAGCAGUUCGUCGACGGCUACAGGAACGACAAGCUGCCGACCAACAAAAUCGCCGCCGUUCACAAGACCGUCAAGCCCGAGUGAGCGCGCUGCACAUCGCGUUCAUUCCGCGAGAGUUGACUCGACUAUAGACAUAUAUGUACACGUGAAAUCCCGAGUGGAGAUUCUGCAUGCGGCAAUUCCUCGAGUCAAUGUGCUGGAAUAGCUUCUUUCGUGCGAUGAAGUGGGCUUGGGUGAAAUUUGGAAUUUUUGCGUAUACUUAUAUGGAGUUCUAAAGAUAAAACGACACUCGUAACUAGUUUUUUUUUUUUGCACGGUGUAUCGCGCGAAAGAAGCGAGAUUCUCAUGAGGCAGAUAAUAAACGGAAAGCAAAAGAGAAAAUUCGUAUCAAAAGUAAUCCUCAAAAAACGUAUGUAAUAUAGUCAGGAGGUCCUUUAGCAAUGUGCGUAGUUAUUCAUUUUUUUCCUUUUCAUAUUAAAAGCACGACUUAUUGAACGAGUGUUAAUGAAAGACGUUCAUAAACACGCGUUUAAACGUACUUAAUGACACAUGCAUAUAGAAUCAGACUCAUCGUAAUCCUUCAUUGACUGACGAAAAUACCGACAACUUCAAGUUCAAAGUAACACUGUAAGUUAAGUGAUGUUGUGAAAAAUUCAGAUGAUUAUACAAAGUCUGCCUUUAGGAUAAUAAUCGGUGUAUUAUUCUUAUUUUUAUGUCCGAAACUACAUUUCAAUUCUUAUCAAAGCCACUAUGUAUCCACGUUUAAAAUUUAAUUACUUUUUGCUUAAAUUCAGUAUCUCGUCAAGUACGAAUUGAAAAAAUAUCUUAUACGUUUCCACUGUUUCUUCAGAAUUCCAAGAUUUAUUGCAUAAGAGUAAAGUAAGAAAUAUUUAUGAAAGUCUAGAUAUUUUUGGGAAAUCCAAACUAAUAAAAAAUAAACAAAUUUAUAUAUUUGUUAAUAAAGAGCAGUCAUGUAGUAAUAAGGUAGAUAACUGAAAAAUUAAUGCGGCAUAGCUAUCCGAAGGGCCGAGCAGUUAAAAUAAGCGCAAAUACGAAAAUCUUAGCUGCCAUCCUGAUAUCCUGGGCCUCGUCUGAAUUAAGUUCGAAUAAAAUCAUUGCUUUGUUUACGCACGAAAAGACUUACGGGCGAGUUUUGGUAUAAUUAUGAUAGGUGUACUUCAUAUUAUACUUCAUUUUACUUUUAAGUAAUCAGUAUAAAUAGUUUGAUAUGUAAGUUUUUUUUAUAUAGGUAAAAUAAACAUAUUCGUCGAUAAUAACAUAAUUGAAUUUUAUUUUACCUUAAGUAAUGAUACCUUACAUAAUUGAUUCAGUCAGUACGAAAAAAUAACAUCACGCUGUGACGCAUUGAAUUUUAUGCGGUACGAUUUGCUUAGCAACAUAAUUAUAACAAUGAUAUAUACAACAUUAUGAUUCGAUUAUUUUGACUGCGCCACAGGGUAGAAAACAUUUUUUUUAUAUCAUAUAAGAUUCUUACCGAGGGAUCCACGUUUUCGUUUGAUGCAGGCGCAUUAAAGGUGAUUUUAAAAUUGCAUUUAAUUCAAACUGGUAAAAAGUGAAGUUGCAAAAGUGCAAGUAGUUUCUGCUUCAUAGAUUAAAAAAAAAA